This is a messenger RNA of Propithecus coquereli (Coquerel's sifaka), 2706 nucleotides long. It is a transcript of the gene TTLL3, whose product is annotated as tubulin tyrosine ligase-like family member 3. The record is from RefSeq and is a predicted model, not a curated record. Lineage: Eukaryota; Metazoa; Chordata; Mammalia; Primates; Indriidae. Gene Ontology annotation, cellular component: cilium. Gene Ontology annotation, biological process: protein modification process; cilium movement; cilium assembly.
AUGCAGGGCCCUGGCGUGGCGCUGCUCCUGGGCGCGGGGGAGCUGGGUCCUGUGCGCCUGGGCUCGGCCGCUUGGUACGGUCCGGAGGGCCGCCCGGGAUACAGCUGGCCGCAGAAGCCGCAGCCGCCGGAGCCAUGCACCAGUUCCCCCGCCCUGUGGCCCUGGACGCACCGCUCCGACUACCUGCCUCCGGGGAGGGUGUCCUGGCCUGGGCCCGCCUCCGCGCGGCCCGAGGAGGAUCGCGCAGGCUGCAUCAGCCCGGCCGGCAGCCCCGCCUCUGCGCGCCGGCUAGGCCGCGCCUCCAAUAUGCUCGGCCCCGGCACCCACGCCCUGGGCGCCGCAGAUCCCCACCCUCUCGUCCCCUCGCACAGCCCGGUCCUGGACGAUCCCGCCCCUCGGGACGGUUCCCUUGUCUUCUGGCGAGGAUUCCCCAAGGCGUCUCACCACAUGGGCCGCCUCAGAAACGCCAAAAUCCACGUGGAGAGAGCUGUCAAGCAGAAGAAGAUCUUUACGAUCCAAGGCCGUUACCCAGUGAUCCGGUGUCUCUUGCGCCGGAGGGGCUGGGUGGAGAAGAAGAUGGUCCAUCGCUCAGGCACCACUCUGUCGCCACCCCAGAAGGAUCUGGAUAGCUCAGUGAUGGGUGAUAGUGACACCACUGAGGAUGAGGAUGAAGAUGAGGAUGAGGAGUUCCGGCCACCACAGCUGUUCAACUUCGAUGAUUUUCUGGAAUUUGAUGACCUAGAUGGGACACAUGCUCUGAUGGUGGGCCUAUGUCUCAAUCUCCGGAAUUUGCCAUGGUUUGAUGAGGCGGAUGCCGACUCCUUCUUCCCACGCUGCUACCGCCUGGGGGCUGAGGAUGACAAAAAAGCCUUCAUAGAGGACUUCUGGCUGACAGCUGCCCGCAACGUUCUCAAGCUGGUGGUGAAGUCUGAGUGGAAGUCGUACUCUAUCCAGGCAGAAGAGGAAGAGGCCUUGGGAGACAAGCAGCCCAUGAAACAGGGAAAAAAGCUAGUGUCAGUGUCCCCAGAAUUUGUGGAUGAAGCUCUGUGUGCAUGCGAGGAGCACCUUAGCAACCUGGCCCACAUGGACAUCGACAAAGACCUGGAGGCCCCGCUGUACCUUAGCCCUGAGGGCUGGUCCCUCUUCCUGCAGCGCUACUACCAAGUGGUCCACGAGGGGGCAGAACUCAGGCAUCUAGACACUCAGGUCCGGCGCUGUGAGGACAUUCUGCAGCAGCUGCAGGCCGUGGUACCCCAGAUCGACAUGGAAGGGGAUCGCAACGUCUGGAUUGUGAAGCCAGGAGCCAAGUCCCGCGGACGAGGCAUCAUGUGUAUGGACCACCUGGAGGAGAUGCUGAAGCUGGUGGACGGCAACCCCAUGAUGAUGAAGGACGGCAAGUGGGUGGUGCAGAAGUAUAUCGAGCGGCCCCUGCUCAUCUUUGGCACCAAGUUUGACCUGAGACAGUGGUUCCUGGUGACCGACUGGAACCCACUUACCGUGUGGUUCUACCGAGACAGCUACAUCCGCUUCUCCACGCAGCCCUUCUCCCUGAAGAACCUGGACAACUCAGUGCACCUGUGCAACAACUCCAUCCAGAAGCACCUGGAGAACUCGUGCCAUCGGCAUCCACUGCUGCCCCCAGACAACAUGUGGUCCAGCCAGAGAUUCCAGGUCCACCUGCAGGAGAUGGGGGCCCCAAACGCUUGGUCCACCAUCAUUGUGCCUGGCAUGAAGGCUGCUGUGAUCCACGCACUUCAGACCUCCCAGGACACUGUGCAGGGUCGGAAGGCCAGCUUCGAGCUCUACGGUGCUGACUUUGUGUUUGGUGAGGACUUCCAACCCUGGCUGAUCGAGAUCAAUGCUAGCCCCACUAUGGCACCCUCCACAGCUGUCACCACCAGGCUCUGUGCUGGCGUGCAAGCUGACACCCUGCGAGUGGUCAUCGACCGGAGGCUGGACCGCAACUGUGACACGGGAGCCUUUGAGCUCAUCUACAAGCAGCCUGCUGUGGAGGUGCCCCAGUAUGUGGGCAUCCGGCUCCUGGUAGAGGGCUCCACCAUCAAGAAGCCCAUGGCGAUGUGUCAUCGGCGGAUGGGGGUCCGCCCAGCACUCCCUCAUCUGCUGACCCAGCAAGGCUCUGGGGAAGCCCCUUACCACCUCCCCAGCCUCCACGCCAAGGCCCGGCUGCCUUCUCCCCACGUGCUCCGACCGCAGGGGCGGGUCUUCAGACUGCAGCACAGCAAGCUGGUGGGCUCUAAGGCCCUGUCGACCACAGGCAAGGCCUUGAUGACUCUACCCAUGGCCAAGGUUUUCAUUUCCUUCCCUCCUAACCUCGAUCUCAAGCUGGCAUCCAGCAUCCCGAAGCAAAGAAAGGCUGUUGCUCCCCUGUGCCUUCAAGGCCUCCAUCUGGAAGUGCCUUGUUUCCUCUGUCCUUUGAAGUUGGAACUCUUCCUAGCACCCAUAGGAAGGUCAAGGCCAAAGGCAAGUUCAAGGCCAGACUGCGACAAACCCAAGGCUGAGGCAUGCCCCAUGAAGAGGCUGAGCUUCCCAGAACCCCUGGCCCUUGUUGAUACCUUCCAGAAGCUGGGGAUAUGUGGCCAAGGAAGCCCCUGCCUGAUCCCCACUGCCCCUGUCCUGGAUCCAGCACCAAAUAAAAAGGAGCAAGUGAUGUACUCUAGGCUCGGCCCCAUUGCUAUGGGAGGGUGA